Molecule: messenger RNA, 3741 nt
Organism: Rhagoletis pomonella (apple maggot)
Lineage: Eukaryota; Metazoa; Arthropoda; Insecta; Diptera; Tephritidae
Gene: Grip
Product: glutamate receptor-interacting protein 1
Exons: 11
Coding region: 325-3639 (1104 amino acids)
Biological process (GO): neurotransmitter receptor transport, endosome to postsynaptic membrane
Molecular function (GO): protein binding
Source: RefSeq, a predicted model, not a curated record
GUGGUGAACGGUCGCGUUUUGCGGUUGCGUUAAUUUUCCCAAAAAUUUUUCCUUAUUCAGCGCGUUAGUUGUUAUGGGCAAUUUGAAGUAGUGCGGUGCAAUGAGUUGGAUCUACUAAAAAUAUUUAAAAUUUCCCCCUCUACAUGUUCGCACAACUGUGAAAUUUCAAAUCAAUUUUGGAAUGGUAUUUUAACAAAAAAGCACGUUUUCGAAACAAAAUUUAAAGUUUAUUUAUGUGCAGUGUUGCUGGCAGUGCAAUGUUUGUAGCGCAGUGAGUGGCGAUUUUUUCCUCGAUUGGAUUUGCGAAAAAUAUUUGUGUUUAAUAUGAAACUUUGGAAGGCGAAAAAACCGAUUAGCUGCGUGCCCGGCAAAUCGGCAACACUGAAAAACGAGGAUAAAUUAGAUGGCGGCAAUGGUGGUAGUGGCGGCAUACCGCUAACGCCAAUUGUUUCGGUUGAUCGCGCCAUGAGUCCGGCACAAUCGGAGGAUUCGGGUCUGGCACCCGAUCGUGGCACCACAUAUGCCACCAUAACAUUGCCACGUGACGGCGCACUCAAUAUGGGCAUCACAUUCGUAGAACGCAACGACCUUUCGUAUCCACCUGUUAUUGGCGCGCUGAGUCCACUGGGUCAUGCUGCGGACUUUCUAGCGCCUGGCGAUCGCAUUCAUCAAAUUGACGGCAUCUCAACAAUUGGGUUGAGUAAUCAACACGUCAUGAGCAUGCUGUGCGGCACUUGUGAUGGCUCAACAACCGCUGGGAAUGGCUCGGGUACUGGCUCUAGUGGCGGCGGUGGUGGUGGUGGCAGUGGUGUUGAUGGAGGAGGCGAUGCUCGCAGUGUUCCUGCUGUGGUGGAAAUCGAAUAUUCUCUACCCGAAUAUAUCUCCCAGAAUAGUUUGUGCGUCACAUCAAAGUUGGCGCAAAUCACAGUGGAACGCGAAAGCGGUUGUUUGGGUUUGACGCUGCGUGGCGGUGGCGAUUUCCCAUUGAUCGUCACGCACGUUCGGCCGCAUGGACCUGUCUACAAGACCGGACGCAUCAAACCGGGCGAUCGGCUGCUGCGUGUCGAUAAUCUGUCGCUCAUUGGCAAAACACUGGCCGAGGCACAACAGAUCAUCAAAUGUGGUGGACACGUUUCCGGCUAUACAAAUCUCACAGUCGAAUAUGAUGUGUCCGUGGUGCAGAGUGUCGAAUUUUCAAUGGGUCCACUGUUGAUUGAAAUCGAGCGGCCCAUGAAUGAUAAAUUGGGGCUAGUGUUGUGCAACUAUCCAGCGACUAGUCAUUUGGAUCACACAAAAAUCGAUGAGGUCAGCACAGCUGGUAUUUAUAUAGCGAGCAUAAUGCCAGCCAGCAUUGCAGACAGAUGUGGCGCCUUGUCUGUGGGUGAUCAAGUGCUCUCCAUCGACGACACCAUAAUCGAGAACUCAGCCCACAGUCCGGACGAAGUGAUGACAAUGUUGGAUGCGAACACAGGCCGUGGCUAUACACAGAUGCAAAUUAUGCCGGCGCACGCGUUGACGCGACGAGGUCACACAACGCUCGGCAGUCCGAAGUAUGGUUUCAGCACAUUGGAGUCACGCAAGUCGCGGCAACGCCAACGUUUCGUACGAAAAAGUUCGCUGCCACUGGAAGGUGGUGGUGGUGGUGGCAGUGGCGGAGGCAACGGCGGAGGAGGCGCUAACGUUGGAGUCUGCGGUGGCGGCGGCAACAGCUGCAAUGGCGGUGGCAGCACGGGCAGCAAUAGUGGCACAGCCAGCAGCGCCAGUGGUGGUAGUAGCGCCAGUGGCAGCAGCAAUGGUGUCAACAGCAGCAGCAGCGCAUCUUCGACCGGAGUUGGCAGCAGCAUGAACGUAGGGCUUGGGACGUCGCUGCAUCAUCCCACCAGCGCCAUUGGCAUUUGUCGCUCUGAAACAUUUCCUGUGUUGCUGGACUGCAGUCAGGGUUCCGGCAUAGUACUUGGCCCAGCGACUGCUUGCGGACGCGCCGUCACAAUUGCGCAAGUGUUGGCCGAUUCGGUGGCCGAUCGCAGUGGUUCCAUACAGAAGGGCGAUCGCAUUGUGGCCAUUAAUAAAAUGUACAAUUUGGAUGUGCAGACGAUGCGCCAGUUAUUGGGCGAGAAUCGCACGCUACAGUCACAGAAGUCACAACAAUCGCCAGCAGCUAAUUGGUUGGAAUUGGAGAUUGAAAUCGACAUGGCCGAUUCGGUGGUACCGUCAAGCGGUGUGUACAAUGUUAAGUUGUUGCGCGCGGGCAAAUCGGGACUGGGCAUCAGCGUGAAUGGUUCUAGUCAUGGUGGUUUUGUUAUAUCCGAUGUGAAACCCGGCAGUCCAGCACAUCGUACUGGGUCGUUACGUGGCGGCGAUAUACUCUUAGCAGUGGAUAAUCAUCCGGUGCAACAUUACAAUGUAGACUCGUUGCUGAAGGAGAGCACAGCCGCCAUUGAUUUUACUACGCUGACAGUGAAGCGCGUUAUGCUGCCGGACUUUCUGUUCGAUGCGCAACAAAAAAUGCCAAAUCCCAUCUACAGCAAUUGUGCGGCUAGUCCGAGUGAGCAUGAACUGUACAGCACAGCGGCAUACGUUACAUCCAAGUUCAACGAUUGCUUAUCAUUGAAGUCUACGACGCCGCAACCAGAUUUCUUCCACACUACCGGCGGCGGCGGCGGCGGCGGCGGCAUUGAUGACAACUGUAGUUUGCAGUCGGUGCAAAUGCGGCAUCAUCAGCAUGCCUGCAAUACUUGGAGCGCCAACACGUCGGCGAUGGGACGUUCCUUUGCAGCGCAAAACACACAAAGUCUUACCACGGAACUACCGGACAAUGAGGAUAACAAUUAUCAGGACUUUACCGGCUACGAUCUGGACCGCUAUGCGAGUGCCGAUUGCAGUGCCUUACCACCACCCAUGGAAAAUAAGGUAUACGGCUCUGCCACGAGUUCGAGUAGCAAGAGCAGCGGCAGCAGUCUUCAUCAGAUUAUCUUCACCGUGCGACUGGAGCCAAAAGGCGGCUUGUUAGGCAUAACGCUUGCCGGUAGCGAGGAUAUUGGCAAGCCGAUAACCAUAAGCGGACUUGUGGAAGGCGGCAUUGCACACAAGCAUGGUCAAAUACAAGUUGGCGAUCAACUACUGGCCAUCAACGACGAUUCAGUGCAGGGUAUGCCACUGUCGCACGCAACAAGUAUUUUGCAGAAUCUCAGCGAUACAGUUGACUUGAAAAUAUUGCGCGCGCAUGAAAUAUCAAGCAUUAUGGCGGGUGGGCAUCUAGAUGCUGCUAAUUUGCCACAGCCACAGGCUAUUUAUGCCAAGGUGCAGCGGCGUCCACGCAGUCCCUCCUCGAAUACGGACGCGACUUCGGCCAGCGGCAGCAAAGAUGGCAAGCAUCGUGUCUUCCAUGUGACCUUGAAAAAAGAUAAGGUAUACGAUGAUUAUGGAUUUUCGGUGUCGGAUGGCCUGUACGAACGCGGUGUGUUCAUCAACCGCAUACGCAGUGGUGGACCGGCGGACUUGAGUGGCCUACUAAAGCCGUUCGAUAGAAUUAUGCAGGUGAAUGAGAUGAAAACGCAGGACUUUGAUUGUUGCCUGACAGUGCCUUUGAUAGCAGCGGCCGGCGACAAGAUCGAGCUGAUCAUUCAGCGCACAGAAUGAUCGUGGCGCUUGCCAGAGCAACUGGUUUACAAAUAUAAAUACUGACAAUGAGUGUGCCUUUUUCUAAAGAGUGUAACUGCUCUGCACGAUUUUUUGUUUAAU